Messenger RNA from Cebus imitator (Panamanian white-faced capuchin), 3697 nucleotides. RefSeq names its product zinc finger protein 528 (gene ZNF528). NCBI's taxonomy places the organism in Eukaryota, Metazoa, Chordata, Mammalia, Primates, Cebidae. The transcript is spliced from 5 exons. Bases 157 to 2046 code for a protein of 629 amino acids. Gene Ontology annotation, biological process: negative regulation of transcription by RNA polymerase II; regulation of immune system process; regulation of cytokine production. Gene Ontology annotation, molecular function: RNA polymerase II cis-regulatory region sequence-specific DNA binding; DNA-binding transcription factor activity. The record is from RefSeq and is a predicted model, not a curated record.
ACCCGGAAGCGGAUCGCUGGGAGUGAACGCCUAGAGCGCAGUUUCCGGUAGAACCGGAAGUCGAUCGCUUGGAGAGUGUUUCGCGGAAGCGCGAUUCAGUUCCAAAGAGACAUAUGUGAGGAAGCAACUCGGAAGAGGAAAGAACAGAAGUCAGGAAUGGCCCUUAGUCAGGGACCGUUGACAUUCAUGGACGUGGCCAUAGAGUUCUCUCAGGAGGAGUGGAAAUGCCUGGACCUUGCUCAGAGGACUUUAUACAAGGAUGUGAUGUUGGAGAACUACAGGAACCUGGUCUCCCUGGGAGUGGGUCUUCCUGACCUGAGUGUUGUCUCCAUGUUGGAGCAAAAGAGAGAACCCUGGACUCUGCAGAGUGAAGAGAAAAUAGCAAGGGAUCCAGAUGGCAGGGAAUGCAUCAAAGGUGUGAACACAGAGAGGAGCUGUAAAUUGGGAAGUAAUGUAGGAAACAAGCCUUGUAAAAGUCAACUUGGAUUCAUGUUUCAUUUACAUCUGAGUGAUCUGCAGUUAUUUCAAGAUGAAAGGAAAAUGUCUGGAUGUAAGGAUGUUGAAAAACUCAUAAAUGAGAAUUCCUCCGUUUCACCACUUCAAAAUACUUCUUCCAGUGUCGAAUCCCGCCUUUUAAGUAAAUAUAGAAAUAAUUUUGAUGAUGCUCCAUUUCUUCCGCAAGAACAGAAAUCACAUAUUAGGGGAGAACCUUAUGAAGGUAAUGAGCAUGGUCAAGUCUUUAGAGCAUCUGCAAACCUUACCAACCAUCAAGUAAUCCAUAUUGCAGACAUUCCUUACAAAUGCAAUGAGUGUGGCAAGGUCUUUAAUUGCAGUUCAAAGCUUGUGAUACAUCAAAGAAUGCAUACUGGAGAGAAGCCUUACAAAUGUAAUGAAUGUGGCAAGGUCUUUAGUAGCAAUUCAAACCUUUCACAACAUCAAAGAAUUCAUACUGGAGAGAAGCCUUACAAAUGUCAUGAAUGUGGCAAGGUCUUUCGUAGCAGUUCAAAGCUUGCACAACAUCAAAGAAUUCAUACUGGAGAGAGGCCUUACAAAUGUCAUCAAUGUGACAAGGUCUUCAAUCAAAUUGCACACCUUGUACGGCAUCAGAAAAUUCAUACUGGAGAGAAACCUUACAGAUGUAAUCAAUGUGGCAAAGUUUUCAGUCGCCAUUCAUAUCUAGCAGAACAUCAAACAGUUCAUACUGGUGAGAAACCUUACAAAUGUAAAGAAUGUGGCAAAGCAUUUUCAGUGCGUUCCAGCCUCAUUACCCAUCAGUUAAUUCACACUGGAAGGAAACCUUACAAAUGUAAAGAAUGUGACAAGGUCUUUGGGCGCAAGUGUUUCCUGACCUCUCAUCAGAGAAUUCAUACUAGAGAGAAACCUUACGGAUGCAAUCAGUGUGGCAAGAUCUUUAGUCAGAAUUCAGACCUCAUACGACAUCGAAAAAUUCAUACUGACGAGAAACCUUACAAAUGUAAUAAAUGUGGCACAGGGUUUAGAGAGUUUUCAGACCUCACUGCCCAUUUUCUAAUCCAUAGUGGAGAGAAACCUUACGAAUGUAAAGAAUGUGGCAAAGUCUUCAGGUACAAGUCUUCUCUAACUAGUCACCAUAGAAUUCAUACUGGAGAGAAGCCAUACAAAUGUAAUGAAUGUGGCAAGGUCUUCAGUCGUAGUUCAAACCUUAUAUGCCAUGAGAAAAUUCAUACAGGAGAGAAGCCUUACAAAUGUAAUGAAUGUGGCAAGGUCUUUAAUCAACCUUCAUACCUUACAAGACAUCAAAUAAUUCAUACUGGAGAGAGACCUUACAGAUGUAAUGAAUGUGGCAAAGCGUUUAGAGGGUGUUCUGGCCUUACUGCCCAUCUUGCAAUCCAUGCUGAAAAGAAAUCUCAUGAAUGUAAAGAAUGUGGCAAGAUCUUCAGUCACAAGUCUUCCCUAACCAAUCACCAGAGAAUUCAUAUUGGAGAGAAACCUUACAAAUGCACCCUGUGCAGUGAGGUCUUUAGCCACAAUUCUGACCUUGCACAGCAUCAGAGAAUUCAUUCAUGAGAGUUCUUACAAACUGUGUAUGGCAAGAUCUUCAUCAUGAUUUCCAGCAUUAACAUCAGAAAGUCCAUACUAAGUGGAAAUCAUAUAAAUGAAAUGUGUGUGACUCAGGCAUUAUCAAGGUCUGCCAAAUCACUGGACAUCAAAAUAUACCUCUUGGAUGAAACCACAUAGAUGGAUUAUGUGUACUCAGGCUAUUAUUCAAGGACAGUUACUAUAGAAUAUGAUAGAAUUUGCACAAGUAACUUAGUCUUUGGUUCUCUAGUGUUUAUGAUAUGGCAUGCUGCAGAAUAAUGCUGUUAAAAUAUGUUGAAUCUCAUGAGAUGAUGUAUAUCGAAGGUGCAAGGGCAUGUGGAAAUGAUCAGUUGUAUUCAGGUUAUAAAAAAUUCAAUUAUUUGGGGUAUGUAGAAAAGGCUAGUUUACUCUUUAUGACUUUGAAAUUUCUUCAUGUGCCUUCCAUACGGGCCUCUGGGAAAGAAUGAGUAGGAUGACAGGGCUAACUUCAUUAGCUGAGGAUUAUUUCUAUCCAAUUUCCAGAUGAAGAAGAACACUGCCUUUUUGGAUUAAAUACUGUCUGAUUUAGAGAGCAUGGAGGUGGGCAGAGUAACUUAAAGCUCUGAUGACCAUCAUCAUACUGUUGACCAGCACAUUUUCUCCUGAUGUAAGUUCACACUGCCUCAGUAUCUACCAACUGACCAUGAAAUAGAGUGUCCAUGAUCUUAAGACGUGGGUUAUUAAUGGGAAGAGAGUAAUAUGUUGCUGGGGUCUCAUUAUAGAGCAGAAAUAAUGCAAGGAAAAAGAUGUCUACCUUCUCCAUUGAAUAGCAGUAGUUGGUGUUUAGCAAAGACUGAUGAGACAACCUAGUCUUUUUUUUUUUUUUUUUUGAGAUGGCAUCUCUCUGCUGCCCAGGCUGGAGUUUAGUAGUGUGUUCUGGGCUUAUUGCACCCUCUGCCUCUUGGGUUCAAGCAGUCCUUCCGUCUCAGCCUCCCAAGUAGCUGGACUACAGGUGUGCAUCACCACACCCAGCUCAUUUUUGUGUUUUUAGUAGAAAUAGGGUUUAUACUAUGUUGGCAAAGCAGAUCUUAGACUCCUGACCUCAAGUGAUCUGCCCACCUUGGCCUCCCAAAGUGCUGGGAUUACAGGUAUGAGCCACCAUGUCCAGACUUAUCUUCGAAAUGGAAGAGAGAAGUUAUAUCACAGUAGAGAAUUUAAUCAUGACCAGAUCAGCAUAUUCUUUUUUUACAUGAGAUGGAGUUUCACUCUUGUCACCUAGAUUGGAGUACAGUGGCAUGAUCUUGGCUCGCUGCAACCUCCACUUCCUGGGUUCAAGCACUGCCUCAGCCUCCCAAGUAACUGGGAUUAUAGGUGCACACCACCACACCCAGCUAAUUUUUGUAUUUUUAGUAGAGAUGGGGUUUCACCAUGUUGGCCAGACUGGUCAACUCCUGCCUCAGGUGAUCCACCCACCUUGGGCUCAAAAUGGUGGAAUUACAGGCAUGAGCCACUGUGCCCGACCAAAUCAGCAUAUUCUCAAGUAGGAUUCUCACUUAAUUCUUGGCAUUAUAGGCAUUAUAAGUUACAACUGUUUUUUUUUUUUUUAAGAAUGUGUGUAGUUCUCUUGUUUGCAGUAAUAAAGUUUCAUUUUUCCUACGUA